This is a messenger RNA of Strongyloides ratti, 1176 nucleotides long. Its product is annotated as Dynein light intermediate chain. Bases 1 to 1176 code for a protein of 391 amino acids. Gene Ontology annotation, molecular function: dynein heavy chain binding. The transcript has 4 exons. Lineage: Eukaryota; Metazoa; Nematoda; Chromadorea; Rhabditida; Strongyloididae. Gene Ontology annotation, cellular component: cytoplasmic dynein complex; centrosome. Gene Ontology annotation, biological process: microtubule cytoskeleton organization; microtubule-based movement. The record is from RefSeq and is a predicted model, not a curated record.
AUGUCUCCAAAUGCUGAAAUUGUAACUUGUGAGGAAGAAAAGACUUUUUUAUUUCAAACUAAAGCUACGGUAGCACCAGAAAGUGUUGUUAUUGUCUUAGGGAAUUCAAGAAGUGGUAAAUCAUCUUUGGUAAAAUGCUUAACACGACACGAUAAAGUUUCCGGAUAUGGUGCAGCAUUAGAGUAUAAUUUUAUGACAGUCCAACAAGAUUUUAAAGAAUCUAGUUAUAGUUAUAGAACAAUGAGUGCUGUUACAGCAUUAAGUUUACCUGAUUCAUUAAAUAUGCCAAUGUAUAUCUUAGAUGGCGAUGAAUCAUAUUCUGAAUUACUUCAAACUGCUUUUAUUCCUCAAUUAUCUAGGACAAUUAUUAUUUUAUGUGCUAGUUGGGAACGUCCAGAAACUAUGUUAAGUAACUUAAAAAAAUGGUAUGAUAUUGUUAAUGCGGCUUUAAAAGUUAGAUAUACAGAAGAGGAAAUUGCAGAGGCUCAAAAAUAUCAAAUUAAAUUAUGGCAAGAAUAUGAAGAGCCUAAAGAAGAAGGAUCAGAUUUAGAAAAAAAUUCUGGUAUGGAUAAUCAUGUUGUUUUGCCUUUAGGAAAAAAUAUUCUUAGUGAUAACUGUGGUGCAUCAGUUAUUGUUGUAUUAACUAAAGUCGAUACUCAAUUAGAAAUGAGUAAUGAAGAGAUGGAUAAAAUCCAAUAUCAUAUUAGAAAAUUUUGCAUGUCUAUAGGUGCUUCAUUAUUUUAUACUUCAACAAAAGAUGAUAAACAAAUUCAAGCUCCAAAUGUUACAGAACGUGAUUGUGUUUUAAUUCCUGCUGGGUGGGAUGAUGAAAAUAAACUUGAUAUUUUAAAAGAAACUAUUACAAAUCCAGAAGAACUUUUUCACAAUACCACUGAUUUUACACCAAAAUUAAAAUCUAAAGAACCAGUAUUAGUUCAAGUUGAAGAUGAACAAGUUUUCUUAAAAAAAAUCCACAACAUUGAACCAAUACAAAAUAAUAAACGACCAAUUAAUAUUGUUGAGUCAGAAUCUGGAAUGCAAUCUAAUAGUGUUUUAGCUUCAUUCUUUAAUAAUCUUAUUAAACCAAAAGAACCUCAACCAUCAAUAACUUUAGGUGGUGUUACCACAUCAGCCACAAAUAGUGGUACGGCAUCUCCUGCUCCAAGCCUUUCGUAG